Messenger RNA from Durusdinium trenchii, 1044 nucleotides. NCBI's taxonomy places the organism in Eukaryota, Dinophyceae, Suessiales, Symbiodiniaceae. The record is from the annotation of a GenBank genome assembly.
AUGCAGAACCGGACGCUGGGCUUUUGGGCCAAGUCCUUUCAGCGAUGGCAGCUCUUGAGAAAGCAGCAGGAGAUGUCUGACCGCUGCACAGUGGGGCAGUUGGAGAAGGUCUUUCAGGGCUUCGCCCGACCACGGUGCUUGGAGUUAGGAAAACUCUUCGGUGGCCUGAGAUCUUUGUCAGGAGUAUCUUUUGAGAAGACUUCGGUCUCCUUGGCCGAGAUCUUCACUGCCGGUGUGCUGAUGUCUGAGAUCAUCUCCAGCACCAACAAGCUCCGCUUUGUGUUUGGCAUGGUUGAUACGCAGGGAAGGAAUAGCCUCAGUCAGAAGGAGUUCGGCACCUUUGUGCAAAACUUCAUCCACGGGCUAAGUUGUGCCUUCGGACUCUGCAUGCCCAGCGCGGGCAAGGAAGAGCAGAAAGCCGUGCCCACUCGCGGCAGUUGGAGUAGCCUUUUGCUGCAAAGGAGGCAUUCCUCUGCGUGGUCGAACUGUGACGAGGAGCAUCGAACCAGGUACGUGCAGGUGCCAAAGCCGGAGGCCAUCCACCUGAUCGCCCAACGCCUCUACACCAGGAGGGAUCUCUUUUGUUUGGAGCCACAGCGACAGCAUUUUAUUGCCACUGAGCACAGCUUUCUCAACUAUUUCCAGAGGUCGAGCGAGCAUCCUGCAGCCACCGGCCAGCAAGAACAGCGCUUGCCCUUUCCAGUGCUGUUAGACUGGUGUUUUCGCUUGGUCCAGGAUCCACUGGCCAUCCCCUAUGCUUUGGCCAUCGAGCGCUUUUGUCCCCGGGAAACGAGUGCAGACGACAAUCCUGAGAACUUUGAGGUGGAUGAGGAGCAGAUGUUCCACCUGAGCCCCGGUGGAGCUUCAGCCCCGGAUGAACGCGAGGCUGAGGCUGCGCAGUACAUGCCCAGCCGAGCAGAUGUCCUUGCCGCGAGGUAUGUGUACAACUUCGCAGCCGAGCAGAACUACUUUUCGCUGAGCCCGUCGGAGUUGGAGCAUGCCAUGAUCCAGGCAUGGGUUUUUAGAAGACAUGGGCCAGGGUGA